Molecule: messenger RNA, 5620 nt
Organism: Peromyscus leucopus (white-footed mouse)
Lineage: Eukaryota; Metazoa; Chordata; Mammalia; Rodentia; Cricetidae
Gene: Tab2
Product: TGF-beta activated kinase 1 (MAP3K7) binding protein 2
Exons: 7
Coding region: 1732-3813 (693 amino acids)
Biological process (GO): positive regulation of protein kinase activity
Molecular function (GO): K63-linked polyubiquitin modification-dependent protein binding; ubiquitin binding
Source: RefSeq, a predicted model, not a curated record
UUCCAGGAAAGGCGCAAAGCUAUACAGAGAAACCCUGUCUCGAAAAAAAAACAAAAACAACUCCAUACAUUUUCUCAUGUUGAGCUAUAUAAGACAAAAACCCUGAGCCCUUUACUAUCGUACAUUGAAAUAACAGAAAAGUAAUUUCUAAAUACUAUUUAUGCAUGGUUACACAUGCAUGUGGAGGCAGAGGAGCACUUCCAGUAAUCCUUAUUCCUCAGGAGCCUAUCCACUGUUUUUGAGACAAGAUUUCUCACUGGCCUGAAGCUCACCAAUUCAACUAGGCUGGCUGGAGAUAAAGCCCAAGGGAUCUACCUGUCUCUGCCUCCUUAAGGCUGGGAUUGCAAAGGCAGGUCAGCAUGCCUGGCUUUUCCAAGAUACCUGUACUGGGGAUCAAACUCGGGUCCUUCCAACUGAUCUGUCUACUACCACUAACAUACCUUUAUUUGCAGAUGUAUAGUGUGCAUGUGUACAUAUCUGUAUACACAUUACAGUCCAUGACAGCAGUCAGUCCAUGACAGACUAAUAGCAUGUAUAUGGUAGGUACUCUCUGACACUGUUGACACUAAGAUAAUAUUUAGUGACCUUGUUUAAGUGUCUUGAAUAAGAGAAAAUAGUUGUAUAUUCAUAUUUAUUUUAUGCUAUGAAUGAGUCAGUAUGUGCUCAACUGAACCAAAUACCUGUUUCACAUGAUUAUUUGGAUCAUUAAAUGAACAAACACAUUAUAAAUCAUUUGACUGAGUACCUGACACUUACUGUUGUCAAAAGCUUUAAACUUCCUCUGUUCAUUUGGCCUUCUUGAUACUUUAAAAACAAACAAACAAAACAGGUCUUAUAUUGCCUAAGCUAGCCUUGGAUUUUACAAGUGUUGGAAUGCAGUCAUGAACCAGUACAGUGAGCUUGACACCAGUGCUCUGAUGGAGCUAACCUCGGCUUUGUCGCGUUUCCUUCUUAGCUUUCCUCUUUUGCAUUUUUUAGGUCAAAACGCUCAGUACCAAUCAACUAUAAAAUCCCUUGUUCCUUACGGGAAGGAUAUGAUGUGAUCCAGUGUGUAUUUUAGGCAGUUAGUGGGCCUGUUGCAGUUGUAAAGUACAGCUUGGAAAAGCUGUUGAGCAGGACAAGGUAUCAGAUGGAAGUUGUUAAUGGGUUAUCAAGGUACAGCUGAGCCAGAACAUUGAGGAGGGACUAGAGGAAUGGAUACAAGACCUUGGGAGUGAUUAGUGAAACUUCGCCAUUGAAUAUAUGAAGAUAGCAAAGAAUGAGAGCUAGGAGUCUGGGGUUCCUGGCUUCAGAGCCUAUCACUACUUAAAAUGACUAGAAAUGCAUUAUCCGGUAGGAGGCAGAGCUUUAGUUCAGUUGUUUAGGCUGGUAGUGUGUAUUGUCGGGAUGCUGGUUUACUUGUUCCAGACCCACCCUUUCUCUCCCUCGCUGUCUGAAUUCCAUUGCCGUUAGUCUAAGAGCUUCCCUUUAGGAAAAAGUAUGUUCUUUUUAGUCAUAGCCAGCAGCAGAGCUUUUACAUGUGCAGAAAGAUUCCUUAUUUCCUGCCCUCAUUCCUAGUCUCCUCUUGAGAUGUCUGUGCCCUGAAGAUGACUUAGAGACUACACCAGUGUCACCAUUGUCAACUCAUCCCACCUCCACGCCAUAGAAAAUGCUUGGCCAGAAGAGAUGAGUACUAAUUCCACUCGGGCCUAGAAUUGCCUAUUAAGAUAGUCCUGAGCAGGCGACACACGAAUGGCCCAAGGAAGCCACCAAAUUGAUUUUCAGGUUUUACAUGACCUGCGACAGAAAUUCCCUGAAGUACCUGAAGUUGUUGUAUCCAGGUGCAUGUUACAGAAUAAUAACAACCUGGAUGCCUGCUGCGCUGUUCUCUCUCAGGAGAGUACAAGGUAUCUUUAUGGUGAAGGAGACCUGAAUUUUUCAGAUGAGUCUGGAAUUUCUGGUCUGCGAAAUCACAUGACUUCUCUCAACUUGGACUUGCAGUCACAGAAUGUUUACCACCAUGGAAGAGAAGGAAGUAGAGUGAAUGGAAGUAGGACUUUAACACACAGUGUUAGUGAUGGACAGCUUCAAGGUGGGCAGUCCAGUAACGAACUGUUUCAGCAGGAGCCACAGACAGCACCAGCUCAAGUUCCUCAAGGCUUUAAUGUCUUUGGAAUGCCCAGUACGUCUGGUGCUUCAAAUUCAACACCACAUCUUGGAUUUCACCUAGGCAGCAAAGGAGCGUCAAACCUCUCUCAACAAACUCCCAGGUUUAAUCCUAUUAUGGUAACUUUAGCCCCAAACAUACAGACUGGUCGUAGUACUCCUACGUCUUUGCACAUACAUGGUGUACCUCCGCCUGUACUUAACAGUCCACAGGGAAAUUCUAUCUAUAUUAGGCCUUAUAUUACAACUCCUAGUGGUACAGCUCGGCAGACACAACAACAUUCUGGCUGGGUAUCUCAGUUGAAUCCCAUUAACUCUCAGCAAGCCUAUCAGCCUUCUCAGCCUGCUCCUUGGACUACUUAUCCUACGUCCAAUCCUUUGCCACAUACCUCAACCCAGCAGCCAAAUCAGCAGGGCCAUCAGACCUCUCAUGUCUACAUGCCUAUCAGUUCGCCAACUACUCCGCAACCGCCAACAAUUCAUUCAUCUGGUAGCUCACAGUCUUCUGCCCAUAGCCAAUAUAACAUUCAGAAUAUUUCAACAGGACCUCGAAAAAACCAGAUCGAAAUCAAACUUGAACCCCCACAAAGAAACAGUUCUUCAAAAUUACGUUCUUCUGGACCUCGAACUGCCAGCACUUCCUCGUUGGUCAACAGCCAGACCUUAAAUAGAAAUCAGCCCACUGUUUACAUAGCUGCCAGUCCUCCGAGUACUGAGGAGAUGCUCUCCCGUAGUCAACCUAAGGUCUAUAUUUCAGCCAAUGCCGCCACAGGAGAUGAGCAGGGCAUGCGCAAUCAACCUACACUCUUCAUAUCCACAAACUCUGGGCCAUCUGCGGCCUCCAGGAACAUGUCUGGGCAAGUGAGCAUGGGCCCUGCCUUCAUCCAUCACCACCCUCCCAAAAGCCGAGUAUUAGGAAGUAACUCUGCAACAUCUCCUCGAGUGGUGGUCACUCAGCCCAACACAAAAUACACUUUCAAAAUUACCGUUUCUCCCAACAAACCCCCUGCAGUUUCCCCAGGGGUGGUGUCCCCUACCUUUGAACUCACAAAUCUUCUAAAUCAUCCUGACCAUUAUGUAGAGACAGAGAAUAUUCAGCACCUCACGGACCCUACUUUAGCACAUGUGGAUAGAAUCAGUGAAGCACGGAAAUUGAGUAUGGGAUCUGAUGAUGCUGCCUACACGCAAGCUCUGCUGGUGCACCAGAAGGCCAGGAUGGAGCGGCUUCAAAGAGAGCUCGAGAUGCAGAAGAAAAAGCUGGAUAAACUCAAAUCUGAGGUCAAUGAGAUGGAAAACAAUCUAACUCGAAGGCGCCUGAAGAGAUCGAAUUCCAUAUCCCAAAUACCUUCACUCGAAGAAAUGCAGCAGUUGAGAAGUUGUAAUAGACAACUCCAGAUUGACAUUGACUGCUUAACCAAAGAAAUUGACCUUUUUCAAGCCCGAGGACCACAUUUUAACCCCAGCGCUAUUCAUAACUUUUAUGACAAUAUUGGAUUUGUAGGUCCUGUGCCACCAAAACCCAAAGAUCAAAGGCCCACCAUCAAAGCACCAAAGACUCAAGACCCCGAGGAUGAGGAGGGCGCCCAGUGGAACUGCACUGCCUGUACUUUUCUGAAUCACCCGGCCUUAAUCCGCUGUGAACAGUGUGAGAUGCCUCGGCAUUUCUGAGCCAAAGGCCCCGUGUCCUCUACAGCCGCAUCUGAAAUUCAAGACAGUCAUCUGUCGUCAUCGUCGGGGAAACGUUUCACUGCUACAUAGGGUUUGGUCCAGUUGCAGGUGUGACAAGACGGUGGCCUGCUGUGUUCAGUGGCAGUCCACAGAGCUAAUAAUACCUCAGUCUAACGUCAUGGGCAGUAGAGGUUCGUCACGGGAAAGAUGACCCGAGAGACUGGGCUGCCUGCUGCCUGACCAUGUACAGUGUCACUGUCCACAAUGGACCAUUCUCAACCCGCCAGUGCCUCGGCGUCCCCAGUCCUUCUCCCUCCUGUCACUACUGAUCUUGACAGGAGGAAGGAAUAGGAUGAUAGCUUUUUGUGUUUUUAAAGCUUUUGGUGAAACACUACAUACACGAAGAGAAGGAACAAGGUUUGACUAUGUAAAAAUUCUGCUGCCGCAUAGUGCCAGUGGAUGCGGGCAAACGUCACAAUCUGUGGUACUCUUGGCCUUGUCUUUGUCUUCUCUGAAGACGUCUCUGUGAAGCCAGCAUCUAGGGUCUGGUGAUGAAAAGGAAAGCAGUGUGCAUUGUCUGUACAAAUCCACAGUGAGCGCCCCAAAGCUUCCCUACUGUACAGAUCUCUCGCGUCUGCUUUAAGGAUCUCUUCAUUAUUUUCUUAUAUUUCUAUAUGUAUAGUGUAAUAGACUUUUGUUAACUAAUGUUCUUUUUCCCUUUUAGUAGGCACAAUCAUGUUCCUUUUUAAGCCUUACUGAGAAAAGCAAUGCCAUAAGAUAAAAAAGCAUUAAUGAAAUGAAACUAUGCACAGAUAACUUCCCUCUCCUGCUCCUGUCCUUCGUCCCCUUGGAUGCCAGUGCUCUGAGAAGAUAGCAGGUGCUGCUGCAUGGAAGUUGCAGAAAACACUGCAGGCAUGUCGGUAGGUCACACUGUACACCGACUUCAGCACUGGGUGACCAAAGCAAACAAGUAUUGACACCCACUGACAUCUUGCCCCACGAGUGGGUGGUGUCCCCAGAACUUCACGGGAGGUUCUCGUUGGGAAAGUAGUUUGAGAAGCAGCCACAGCAGCAGUAGCAGCAGCCUUUUUUCUUCUUGGAAAGAAGUGUAGCUGCUGUACUGUUGGGACAGUCCAUUUCUAACCUGACUUGGUGACAUUCAUGUGUAUUUAUGAAACAUAGUCAUCUUUAGACAACUGAAGACAAGCUGGAAAAAAGAAAGAAAACAAGCAGACUUGAACACUGAAACAACCUCAGACAUCUCUUUAUCUUGAUGAUAUAUUUUUGUAAGGAAAGUAACUAUUCAUACGAUCAGGAAUGUAUAUAACUAAAUAAAAUCAAGAAAUAACUGCGUUUAAAAAGAAUUAUGAAAUUAUCAGUGCUUAGAAUGGGGCUAGGGAAGUGCUGAAAUACAGCAAAAGAUGGGGAGUCAUGUAGAUUGUCCCGCUGUAAAGGUUCACAAGUGGCUGUUUUCACUAAACAGGAUUCUCGCAGAUGAGCGUUUUAGGGGUCAGAGCCUUGGCUCCAGGCUUUGCCUCGUGAAUAUGGAAAGAAAUGUGGCAAUCCUAGGUCACUGACAGCAGGCCCCAAUCCUUGCACAUUUGAUGCAUUUUGUUUUCAAAGUAGGCCUUGUUUUUCAGCUUCCUCUGCAGUUCUAUGUGAAGAUUGGUAAAUCAGUUUUUACUUGUUUUAUUAAUAAAACGUAAUUUGGAUAUCUUGAGUUGAUGGUUUUGUGAUUUAGCUGGGUAAACUAUCUUUGUAACAGAUAAGUUAUUUAUAAAAAUUAAAAAACUUAUAUUCUAACGUG